AUGGGAGGCGCAGAAGACACGCCGCACAGGUCAUCAUCACCGUUAAAAAGACCAGCCUCGGAAUUGGAACCAGAUGCACCGUCGCCAAGCCAAAAGGAAGAUGUCGAUAUGGUCAUGGUUCCGGACACAGACGAAGAUGCAGAGAAUGCUAUUGCAGCUCCAACUGCAGUUAGAGCAGCAUCAAUCGAUAUGCUGAGAGAUGGAUCUACUAUAGAAGCUAGUGCUCAUUCCGGAUCGGCUACCGAGAAUGGUCCAUUCAAUGACCCUAAAUCAGAAGUCCCACCGAUCGACUUUCAGGUUUCGACUGUAACAACAUUGUGCAGAGCAGAGAGUGAGCGACAACGCAGCGAAGGGCGUGAGGGUGAUAAGACAUUCCUAGUUUCGAAGAAGUGGCUUGAGAGAGUUAUCUCGAGAACCUCUGAAGCUAGAGCGAAGAGCAAGGAAGCCUUGGGGGAAGAAAUUGGGCCAAUUGAUAACUCUGACAUCAUUCAACAAAUUAUCCCUCAGCCAGGUCAGGAAGAAUUCGUUCAACUUAAGCAUGGCAUCGGAGAAGAUCUUUUCGAAUUGUUUCCGCUUGACGCGUGGGAAAUGGUUCUCGAAUGGUAUGGCUUAAUGAAGGGCACAAAAGCAGUCGUUCGAUUCGCACACAACACAAACCCGGACAAGAGUCCUGACGCGAUACCGAACGUGGCCUACGAAUAUCAUCCUCCGGUUUUCCGCAUACACCGUGUAUGGUCCGAACUUGGCAAUAAAGUGGAUGCAACCACAAAAUCGGAAAAUCCGGACGCGCCUGUAAUUGUCGCAAGCAGAUCAAUGAGAAUGCAUGACUUCUUGAAAAUUGUAAAGGAGGUUGCACGGAUUCCCAUGAAACAAAAGAUACGUCUUUGGAGAGUGCCAAGAACGUUGCCUGCCGCUGAACCAGCCGUAUCAACUGCUGUUGGUACAUCUACUCCUCCUGCGUCCAGACCUGCUACGCCAGCGGCUGAUGGCAAUACCACAAGCCCGGAACCACAAGAUUCAUGGAAGAAGUUGUUGUUGGAUGUAACAGAAUUUACCAAGGUGGAGAGAGAUUCGGGCAGAAUUAAGGUUGAUUUCGAGGAUUCGACUGUGAAUGAGAAUUACAAUGGCCGAUCGGAUCUGGAUUUCUGUGGGCUUGGGGAUGACCAAGCAAUCGUUGUUGAUGAACUGAUGGAAGGCAAAGACGGCUAUGUCUCGAACACAAAGCCAUCGCCGAACGGCAAACUCAAUGGUGCCGGGCGUAAAGGCAAUUCCAGCUUCAUCGUUAGCAGCCAAAAUAACAGUGGCCGCAAUAGCCCAGCACCGUCAUCUGGAUACAACCUUCGUUCUUCCAAUCGAAGAUCGAAGAAUGGACGGACGCCAGGAACUGUCGGCCUCAGUAAUCUUGGAAAUACAUGUUACAUGAAUUCCGCUCUGCAGUGUGUUCGAAGUGUGGAAGAGCUAACCAAGUAUUUUUUAAAUGCUUCGUACAAGGCAGAGCUUAAUGGUGAUAAUCCUCUGGGCCAUGGAGGUGCCGUAGCGGAGUCAUAUGCGGAUCUCCUGAGAGACAUAUACAAGGAACCUCCUCCUAUCUCAGUCCAACCGCGCUACUUUAAGAACACUGUCAGCAGAUUUGCCACUCAAUUCUCUGGAUAUGGUCAACAAGAUUCUCAGGAAUUUAUUGGAUUUUUACUUGAUGGCCUCCAGGAAGAUCUCAGCAGAGUGAAGAAGAAGCCGUAUAUCGAGAAGCCCGAUUCAACUGAUGAAAUGAUCGGAAAUCCGGAAGCAAUCAGAGAGAUGGCCACCAAGGUUUGGGACAUCACCAAACAACGAGAUGACUCGGUAAUUGCAGAUUUGUUCACUGGAAUGUACAAGUCCACUCUGGUCUGCCCGCAUUGUGACAAGGUCAGCAUCACUUUCGAUCCUUUCAACAACAUGACUUUACAACUCCCAAUUGAAAAUAUGUGGACCCGUACCGUCGCUUUCUUUCCACUCAAUGAUAGACCAGUCUCUAUUGCUGUUGAGAUCGACAAACAUGCAAGCUUUGGGACACUUAAACGUUGGGUCAGCAAAAAGGUUGGAGUUCCAGUAGAGAGAUUAUUUACUUGUGAGGUGUAUGAGGGGAAAUUCUACAAAUGGUAUCAUGAUCAUCUUCUUCCCACAGAAGCCGUUGAAAACAGCAAAGAUUUGGUUACGCUAUUCGAAUUGGAGGCGCCACCUACAAAUUUGCCGAAGCCUGAGAAGGCCAAGCAUAAUACGUUUGGCAAAAACAAUUCCGAAAUUGAUGAACAUUUACCUUGGGACUCUCCUGAGGCUGAGAGGUUACUCGUUCCCGUGUUUUAUCGUCGUCUCAAGCACGGAUGGAACAAAAAAAAUAAUUCAUGGGACAUCACAACCACUCCUCAUUUUAUAGUAGUUACCCCUCAAGAGGCACGAAGUGAAGAAGCAAUCAAGCGAAAGAUUUUAGAAAAAGUUGCAACGUUUACCACGUGGCCCCGUUUUAGUGAUGAAGACGAUCCUUCAAGCGCUUCUGAAAGUAUCGACCCGGACCUGGUCGUCACUACUGGUUCUGAUGCAGACUCUUCUGGAGACGGUAAAUUUGUUGCUCAUUCUUUGGAUGGUGAAGACGAAUUAGUCGACGUAGCUAUGAAAGAUUCUAACUCUGCUCGCGAACCUGUUGGGGAUCGUCCCGCUGCUCCUCUGAAAGCCUUCAACACUCGUCGACCAAGAUGGGUAGAUCCGGCAGAAUUCCUCUCUGGAGAAUUGCAGAAUCUUUUUGAAAUCUCCUACAUCGCUGAUUCACACGGAGGAAUGCCAAAAGCUUGGGGUGUGAAUGUUGAAACCACCACUUAUCCAAAGAUAUCUGAAAGGAAUCCGCAAGUACAUCAGAUGAAUGGCGAUGAUACCUCAAACGAAUAUGAUGCUAUAGACAGCAGAGCUGGAUCGAUUUCCAGUAGGUCUAGCAAGGACAGCAACGAUAAUGUUAAUGGCUUUGUCCCAGCACCAACGAGGAUGGCUGAAGAGUCGAGCGAGGAAGAUGAUCUCAACCCGAUUUCUCCUCCUAGGGCUCUUCCAGUCCGGCCGGCUCCAAGAUCUAGCGGCAGGCUGCAAAAAAGCGGCCACAACUUGAAGGUUGAUUCUGAACAAGAUGCUCCUGAUGAUGGUCCCUUGAUUCGUCUUGGUGAAGGACUUGUUGUUGAUUGGAAUGAUGAUGCAUGGGAUACUUUGUUUGGGGCUUACAACGACAAAGAGGAAUCCCGUGGCAGACCUACUUAUACAAAUCUUCCUGUUCUUCACGAUCCGGAGCUUGUCUCAAAGCGUAAAGCCCGUGAUACGAGAAAAAAGCAGGGUGUCACUCUCGAGGAUUGCCUUGAUGAGUUCGGCAAGGAAGAAAUUCUAUCGGAAAUGGAUACUUGGUAUUGUCCCAGAUGCAAAGAACAUCGUAGAGCAAGCAAGAAGUUCGAAAUCUGGAGAACGCCAGAUAUCCUUAUCAUGCAUCUCAAACGUUUCAGCUCUAGUGGUAUGCGAAGAGACAAACUCGAUAUUCUCGUUGAUUUUCCAAUUGAUGGAUUGGACCUUUCCUCCCGAGUUAUUGAAAGACAAGAUGGCAAAGAGGAGAUCUACGAUUUGAUAGCAGUUGAUGAUCACUGGGGUGGUAUGGGUGGAGGUCAUUAUACUGCCUUUGCGAAGAAUUUCGUCGAUGGCAAGUGGUAUGAAUAUAAUGAUGCCUCUGUUUCACAAACACAAGAUCUUGACAAACUGGUCACACGUGGCGCUUAUCUCCUCUUCUAUCGAAGACGUUCAUCAGAACCCCUUGGUGGUAAAGCCUUGCAAGAAAUCACGUAUGCAUUUGACAAUGUCUCUUCAGAUGAGGAACUUUCGGGGGAAGGCCUACGCCUCGGCGGAAACUCCUCCCAACAUGGGUCGCCGAGCGCCUUGGAAGGAGUCGCAGCAGCUCACCAUCAACCAGAUCUCCCUGGUUCGGAGGAUGGCGAGGCGAUGACGACAGUAAAUCAACAGGAUCUUGAGCAAGGGUCGAAUUAUGAUGUUCUUAAUCAAGGUGGUGAACCAUUUUCCGGCUUCAAUAAUAUUCCCUUUCAACAUUCAGAUAUUGACGUCCUAGAAAGUACUGAAGCUGACGAAGGUAUAGACAUGAGCGUUGAUUACAAUAAUGUUGCACCAAACAUCAAUCAACAGCCAUGGAGCUGGCAACGCCUUAACCAGAAUUCCCCAACCUUUCCCUCUGGCGCAGCCUCCGAAGCCGGUGGCGAAGCUGGUAGCGUAGGAGGUUCAGGUGAUUUUGAAGCUGGCAGCUUAGUUGGUAGCGACGGGAUUGAACAUGGUUCCAACCCAGAUGAGACUACCAAGGAACAGCGGGUGAAAGAAUUCAGUGACGCUAUACCUGACGAAGAGUAUCAUCAAGAAGAUUAUAUACCCGAUACUGAUCAUGUGGGACCAAGUACCAGUGAGAUCAUGGCAAAAUCAGCUGCGAUGAAAGAGCAUAUUCGCGCACAACAACACAAUUACGAAGUUCCGGUCGAUGAUAUUCAAGGAGACGAAAUCGAGGAGCCUGCUGCUGAAAUACAUGUCGAGGAAGGUGAAGGAUUGAAAGUGGAUUAA
Molecule: messenger RNA, 4617 nt
Organism: Sclerotinia sclerotiorum 1980 UF-70
Lineage: Eukaryota; Fungi; Ascomycota; Leotiomycetes; Helotiales; Sclerotiniaceae
Exons: 7
Coding region: 1-4617 (1538 amino acids)
Biological process (GO): protein deubiquitination
Molecular function (GO): cysteine-type deubiquitinase activity
Source: RefSeq, a predicted model, not a curated record